AGAUUGAGGGUUGUAAUUCGAGUAAUAUGAUCAUGUGGGUACAAGUGCUUUGAAGGAGGCUUGGCUUUAAUCUUUGUUCAGUUGUAGAUUCUUGUGCUAUCCGAUUGGCUUCUGGAAACCAUCUUGAUAUAUGAAGACAACUGUAGAUGGAAGAAACGUGCAAGGAAAUAGAAUUAAACUCAUUGCCGGCAGGGGUAUAUGUCUUGCCUGGAGAACCUGCUAUAGUAAUUAAUGGGGUGCCAAAGUUGAACUCUAGCAAUGGCCCUCCUGCUUUUUCUGAUUUCAAGCAUGAGCCGAAGUCACCCGACUUCCAAGGCUUCGGUGAAUGGAUUGAAGGGAGAGAAGUUUGGAAACUGUUUGAAGGGCGAUAUUUUUCUGGUACUGUUGUGCAGUUUGAUAAGGAAACCGGCUGGUACAGGGUGGUCUACGAAGACGGAGACUCUGAAGAUCUUGAGUGGCAUGAGCUGGAAGAUAUUCUACUUCCUUUGGACAUCACAGUUCCUCUGAAAUCAUUGGCACUAAAGGUCAUCAGGAAAGGCCAGAAAUCCACUAACAAAAGUCAAAGGAGCUUGAUACCGUAUCAAAAAGGUAAGACCACUAAUUCGGGAACAAGGUGAAGAUAAGCGAGGGCGGUCGAGGAAGCUGGUUGCUGGAUUCAUACCAUCUGAGUGCAGACGCUGAGCACCGCGGAUCGGCCAAAGGUUGGUAAAAGUACCCUAGGAAUAUGAACGGACCAUAAAUGAUUUUGUGCCCCAAUUAUUUCGCUCCCUAUCUUAGGUGUCAUUUUCCUUCAAAACUCGUCUUUGUUAAAUUGAUUUGAACACUGUUGACACCUGAAUUUUCUUUACGGGUCCCUAAGAAAUUUUGCUAA
Molecule: messenger RNA, 871 nt
Organism: Syzygium oleosum
Lineage: Eukaryota; Viridiplantae; Streptophyta; Magnoliopsida; Myrtales; Myrtaceae
Product: dirigent protein 17-like
Exons: 2
Coding region: 147-617 (156 amino acids)
Source: RefSeq, a predicted model, not a curated record